UACACACACACACACACACACACACACCCACACACAGGAUCACGGGGCUAGGAAAUAGGAUCUAAAGGUUAUAACUUAGCGAAGUUUGAGAUUAUGUUUGUCUACAGUUAAAAUUAUGCUGAAAGAGUGAGAGGGAAAAGUAACUCAAAGUCAACUGCUGGCCCAGUUGUGAUGACCGAGUGAGGAAAGGAGAGGAAGACAAUGUCACAACAUUCUCCUCAGGGAGAGCUGCGAGUGGUGGUGGUGGGUGCAUAUUUGUCUUGUAAGGCCUCAGUAAUAAACACUCUACUCGGUCAGACAGGGCCAGAGGUCGGGAAAAGAACUGCUUCCUGUGUGAGGAGAGAGGGGAAGGUCAAUGACAGGAAGCUCAUCCUUAUUGACACCCCAGGCUGGUGGAGGGAUUAUCCGUUGACUGAGACAGCUGAGUUCAUUAAACAGGAGCUUGUGCUGAGUGUGACAAAGUGUCCACCAGGACCUCAUGCUUUUGUGCUGAUAGUUAGCAUUGAUGUCCCGUUCACCGAGAAGAACAGGAGGUCUGUAGAGGAGCAUGUAGGCCUCUUUGGCGAGAAAGUUUGGGAACACACCAUAAUGGUGUUCGCGAAAGGAGAGUAUCUGGAGGGUAAAACCAUAGAGCAGCAUAUAGCAAGUCAGGGAGAGGCUCUGAAGUGGGUGGUAGAGAAAUGUGGGAACAGGUGCCACAUGUUUAACAAUGACACAACAGAAGGUUGUAAUAAAGUAGGUAAGAUACUGGCUCAAAUUGAUAGAAUUGUGGCAAAGUAUGGCAACAUCAGUUUUAAGCUUGAUGAGGAAAUAUUGAGGGAAGUUGAGGAGAAAAGGAACACUGAUCGGGAGAGAGCAAAGAUGAGACAGCAGAAGAUAAUGGACCAAAGAGAAAUGCUACAUAAAUAUGGGGUUAUCCACUCACUACCAGAGCUAAGGUUUCUUCUUUUGGGGUGGAAAGCCUCUGGAAAAACAUCUGCAAAGAAUACCAUUCUGGGCGUGGACGCUGUAAAGAGUUUUAAACCUUUUCUGUCUGAGAGAACAUCUGGAGACGUUGCUGGAAGACAAGUCUCUGUGGUGGACACACCUGGCUGGUGGAAGUACUUACCUGCCAAAUGCAAUCCAGAAUGGGUGAAGACGGAGUUGCAGAGAGCGCUGGUCCUUGAUUCCAAAGCUCCCCAUGCCAUUCUUCUGGCAGUGCCGGUUGACACAACUUUCCGGGAAGAUCAGAGGAAAAUCACCGAAGACAACAUGAAGAUGUUUGGUGAUGAUAUCUGGAGGCACACCAUGGUGCUGUUCACAAGUGGGGAUGUGCUAGGAGACACAACCAUUGAGGAGCACAUUGAGAGUGAAGGAGAACCACUGCAGUGGCUUGUGGAGAAAUGUAGGAACAGAUACCAUGUCCAGAGUUGGUAUGACAAAGAAGAUAAAGUCAUGGGGCUGCUGAGGAAGACCGAAGAAAUGGUGGCCAGUAACAGUUUACUUAGUCCAGAGCCCAAAGCACAGAAAAUGGUGCUUGAAGAAACUACAGAGGAACAGGAAGAAGUGCAAAGACAGAUGGCAUGUUUGUUGGAUCAGAAAUGGCAGAGAAUGGAUAAGGAAAUGGAGGAGAAGAUAAAAAAUAUCAUCAGGAAGGAAACUACUUCAAGCAAGACUGCUGAUAUGGACUUUAGUAGCAGUCAUCCAUCUUCUGAAGGUACUUUGGAGGAAAUCAACUCAGGAAAGGGUACAAAUCCACUGAGAUCCUCUAAGGCUCAAUCCUACAUCAAGGAAUCUACAGCUAUAUCUACAGGAUUCACAGGAUGUGAAGGCCAGAAGCAGACUGGUGAGACACACGCUGCUCAGUUGGAGCAAAUGAAACAAAUGCUGGAGAUGGAGUGGAGCAGAUGGGAGACGGGAAUCACAGAGAGAUGGCAGCGUAUGUUAUCAGACUUAAGACAAUCGGCAGAUGUUUCAUCUGAAGCUGAUAUGCAUGACCUGGAUCACUCAUUUCGAAAGGUCGUCCAAUGGAUGCAUCAUGGGACAUCAGGAUUUGGGUCAGUUGCGGACUUAGAGAUAGAGGAAAUGGAUUGAAAAGCAACUGUAAACCAUGUAAAUGUGUAAUCUAUUUGUUAAAUAUAUUGUGCAAAGUAUAUGUAAGGAAUAACACAGACCACCUCAUCAUUACAGCUAAAUAAACGUACAUUAGUCGUAUAGCAAACAUAAAAUGUUUUUUUUUUUUUAAAUGAAUCUUUUGUACAUCUGCCUGAAUUAUUGAUUGAAUAUGGAUACUGUGUCAUUGUACUGAAAUCAGUUUGAUGAUGAAUUUAAAGUAAAUACUCUGUAUGAACUUUGAUAUGCCACUGAAGCUGUAAAUAAUUUAAUAAAUGACAGUACUUAAAUAUGUAUGACUAAAGGCUGUUCUACUGUAUGUCAUCAAUGAUGAACCAUAUUAUUACUCUUCUCAACACUUGUUUUGCAUCUUGAUAUUAAAAUCCACCCAUCCAAUGAUUUCAUAAGUAAUAUUGUGGUCUUGUUGUCUUUCCCAUAAAUCAUCAAAUAAUUUCUUAUUAGAGUUAAUAGCUUUGACAACCCAUAUCUUCUGAGCUUUUAGCUAAAUCUAAACAGAGUUCUGAAUGCCUUAAAUGUUGAUGUUACCUGGACAGAAAGACCAUUUUAAUAGCAAAACUCAUGUUAUCUUUUUCCAAACUAUCAAUGCUUAACACACAUAUAACUGUAUAGCAUUUGGCACUGUUUUUUGGUACUAUACAAAUAAAUUAACAUUGACAUUGA
Messenger RNA from Sardina pilchardus (European sardine), 2772 nucleotides. RefSeq lists its product as uncharacterized. Gene Ontology annotation, molecular function: GTP binding. The transcript has 6 exons. Bases 202 to 2073 code for a protein of 623 amino acids. Lineage: Eukaryota; Metazoa; Chordata; Actinopteri; Clupeiformes; Clupeidae. The record is from RefSeq and is a predicted model, not a curated record.